AUACCCAUUCCAUGUGCAGAGCAAUACGAAUUGCAAAACAUCUCACAUAUAUUCGCUGUAAUUUGAAUUGGGUGAAGUGUCAUCAAAUCACAACACUAGCAAAUCAUUUUGGAAAUACUUGUUUAUUGGAAAUUUGUUUUUUUUUUGUUUCUGUUUCUACUUGUACUCGCGCCAAGGCGCACAGUCAUGCGAACGAAUCAAGUGCAUUUUCUGUGGUUUUCAAAUGUGUGUGCGUCGGUGAUAAUUAAGUAAUUCAGUGACGUAUUCUUGCAGUAUGUGUUUGGUGUGUGGUUGUUGUUUCUUUUUUUGUGUAUCGCAUUCUCACAUGACCUGCUUGUUAAAAUAGACAAUGCUAGGCUUUUGUUGUUGCUAGUUUACCGAUCGUGUGUUGAGAAAAAAAAAAUAGUAAGACCAGCCAGAGAGGCGUGUAGUGGACAAGUGCGAAAAUUGUGCUCGAAUUGAAUGGCAUGUAUUUCGUCACAAAUUGUGCUUUAUUUAUGUCUCGUGAUCCCAAGUCAUACAACAAAUCAACCAACCAGACUUCCUUUAACUGAGCUGAACUGAAUUGAUUUGUUGUUCAAGCGUAGUUGCUCAUUGGCAGUUUUAUGCCAAAAUAAAAGGAAAAAAAACGGCCACAUAAACAAUAUUGUAUUUAAUUGUAGUGAGAGUAAGCUUAACCGGAAUCGCAUGCUCAACGAAUUGCGUGAUUGUGCCAACGAUUGUGUAUAAAUAGUGGCAAUAUUUAAGGAAACCGACCAUGGAGUAAGCACCGAUAAACAAAUGAACCGGUCGCGUAAUCCAAACAGUACCAAAGUGAAUGGUUGCGGUGGCAAUAAAUAGCGUUACAAUAAACACUUGAUUUUCGGUUUAUCAGGACAUCAGGAUACUGUUCAAUGAGCGUGCCAAAGAUGGAUUUCGUUGACACCGAUUCUGUUGACGAUCAACUUGACGCCGGUAUAGAUAUCAUUGAUGAUAAAGGAAUUGUUGUGAGAGAAUCGCCAAAUGCCGAGUAUAUGUUAUCGGGGAGUGAGGACAAUAUUGUUGCCUAUCGCAUAUUACAAUUGUCCGAUGAUUCACCGAAAAGCAAUCAAACCAUUCAUACGACAUCGGCGACGGUAAAUAAUUCAGUCACGACAACCGUACCACAGCAGCUGCAAUACAUUGUGAUUGACAGUUCAAAUGGAUUUUUGCAAGCCGUUCCAACCACUCAAAUCACCGCCGUACCAUCGACAACAAUCAAAGUUGAACCACAAACGACCAGCAACAGCAGUAGUUCAAAUUCAUUGAAAAUGCGUACAUCGGUCGCAAUCGCACCGAAAAUCGACUAUCUACCAUCAACGCCGUACAGCAGCAAUACAACAAACAAUAGCACCGUUUCAUCUAAGUCAAAUACAAGUGUCAUCGAUCCGUUGAAUUCGUUUAAGAAGCGAGACGAUCGACGACGAGCCACCCACAAUGAGGUGGAACGAAGACGACGAGACAAAAUCAAUCAUUGGAUCAUGAAACUGGGUGCAAUUAUACCAGCCGAUGGAACUUCAGUUGAGAUCGGUGAUAGCGGUCGAUUGAGCAUAGCUGCAAUUGAAGGCCAAUCAAAGGGUGGAAUUUUAUCGAAAGCCUGUGAAUAUGUGCAAAUGCUUCAAGAGAAAAAAAGCACUCGAAGCAAAAAUGCAUCACAAUCAGCCGACAGCCGAACAAUAGUCGAAAAAAAGAAGUACGAGGACGAAAUAGCCCGUUUGCGUGGAGAAAAUGAACUACUGAAAGCGAUCCUCAUUAAAAAUGGCAUCAAUUAUGUAAAGGAACGAACAUCGUUUAAAUCCAAUGAAUAUUCGUAGCUUUGGAAUAAAAACUUGAGUCCAUUAAACACAUGAUACACCACACAAAGUAUACAUUUACAUAUAGCAUGUGAAAAAGCAAACAAAAAGGCUUGUAUUGAAGGUUAAACACUCGACACAAUAAAUAAUGAAGACGGGAAUCGAUCCCAUGUGCCAUUUUAAUCGGAACGGGACACAUUGAACAAAGAGAAAAUCCAUGUUAGAAUCAAUGAUAAUAAUUGAAUUAUGCAAAUUUUGAGUUAUUUGUUUCCUUGCAAAAAAUAGAACAGAAAUUGAAAUGAAAUAAAUGUAUAGUUUUAUGUGGAGCAAAUUGUAUCUCAUUUCAGCCAAUGCUGAAGAUCUCCAUAUAUGCACACGUAAUAUUAUUAUUAUACAUCGAAUUCCCUUCCAAAAAAGGACAUCGAACUACUAUUACCUUAACUCGAAAUGCUGUUAGAUAUUGCAAUGAAGUGUAGCUAAAUUCAUAAUUGUUUGUAAAGCAAAUGUGGCAACUGAAACACAUUAAUCGGCACACAUUUAAAAUGGAGUUGAAUUUUGUUUAAUUUUAUGUGUAAAUAUCUGUAAGAAGUUAACUUGUUAUCACAUCAAAUAAAAAAUAGAAAUAUUCGAAGAAAGAAAUAAAAUUUGAUUGAAACAA
This is a messenger RNA of Sitodiplosis mosellana (orange wheat blossom midge), 2469 nucleotides long. RefSeq names its product upstream stimulatory factor 1 (gene Usf). The record is from RefSeq and is a predicted model, not a curated record. The transcript is spliced from 5 exons. The coding region runs from base 894 to 1832 and encodes 312 amino acids. Lineage: Eukaryota; Metazoa; Arthropoda; Insecta; Diptera; Cecidomyiidae. Gene Ontology annotation, molecular function: protein dimerization activity; DNA-binding transcription factor activity, RNA polymerase II-specific; RNA polymerase II cis-regulatory region sequence-specific DNA binding. Gene Ontology annotation, biological process: regulation of transcription by RNA polymerase II.